Cetraspora pellucida is the source of this 732-nucleotide messenger RNA. NCBI's taxonomy places the organism in Eukaryota, Fungi, Glomeromycota, Glomeromycetes, Diversisporales, Gigasporaceae. The record is from the annotation of a GenBank genome assembly.
AUGGGUUGCAUUAGGAAAAAAGCUGUACCCAUAUGCAGAGGUGCACAACAUACUUUACCUUCUAUUGAACUUGCUGAAAAACAAACAAACACUCCAAGUAUUUCAAGUUCUUCAAGCAUUCUUAGUACUUCAAGCAUUUCCAGUUUUAUCCAAAUGAGAUCGAAUACGUUGACUACCGAACAUAUAGUUAUAGAAAGCUGCUUAGAUGGGUCUGAUAAUAACAAUAGUGAUUUACAUGAUCCAGACAUUUCAAGUGAUAAUAAGAAUCUUAUGAGUCCUAUUGAUGAUGAUAUUUUAGAAAAUGAGUCAACUCAUUCAAAUUUUAAGCGAAAAAAUAAAGAAACAAUAAAUGAAAAUGCAAAUUUGUGGAAAAAAAUCUAUGCAAUUGGUGAAGCGAUUUAUACUGCAAUCGAAAAAACAAAGUAUUCAACCAAUGAACACUUGAUGAAGAUAUAUUAUGAUACAUUAUUGGAUAUAAAAGAGUUCAAAGAAGCUGAUAUUACAAAAGAGUUUUAUUUGAAACUUAACCAACCUGUUAAUGCUAAUAAUGAUCCGCAUUACAAUUAUCUUAAUUUGAUAAUUGAUCGUACCUUUGCAGAUCCGAAUACUGAAAAAAAUUCUAUUGCAUUUGGAAUGGCUGUUGCUUUAAACUAUUUUGAUCCUUCAAAAGGAAUUAGCAUGGUUUCAAGUAAAGUUGCAGAACGCAUGAAUCACAUUCUUGAAAAAAUGCAA